Messenger RNA from Capronia coronata CBS 617.96, 1803 nucleotides. RefSeq lists its product as uncharacterized. Gene Ontology annotation, cellular component: 90S preribosome; nucleolus. The coding region runs from base 1 to 1803 and encodes 600 amino acids. The record is from RefSeq and is a predicted model, not a curated record. Gene Ontology annotation, biological process: endonucleolytic cleavage in ITS1 to separate SSU-rRNA from 5.8S rRNA and LSU-rRNA from tricistronic rRNA transcript (SSU-rRNA, 5.8S rRNA, LSU-rRNA). Lineage: Eukaryota; Fungi; Ascomycota; Eurotiomycetes; Chaetothyriales; Herpotrichiellaceae. The transcript has 2 exons.
AUGGCUCGAGAGCUUUUGAGCAGCGAUGGCUCCGACAGCGAAGAUGCUGGAGUGGAAGUGCAGACCAGCGACCUCAAAGUCAACGAAGAGUUUGCCCGGCGAUUCGAAUACAACAAAAAAAGAGAGGAACUCCAGAGACUUGAGGAGAAACAUGGCAAGACACCGCGCAAACGCAAACGAGGCGAUGGAGAGAACAGCGAUGACGAAUCUGGCUCCGAUGACUCUACCAGCGAGGAAGAGGACGAGGGGGAGUUGGUGACGGAGACCUUGGACGCGGAAAUCAUGGCGACGAUAAAUGCCAUUCGAUCGAAAGAUCCUCGUGUCUACGACCAGUCCGUCACAUUCUACACGGAAAACGAGGACGAGAUCUCUGCGCAGUCAAAGUCGAAGAAGGAAAAGCCGAUGCAUCUGCAAGACUACCACCGUCAGAACCUGCUCAAUGGGACUGCCACUGAAGAGCUGGAUGAGACGGCUCCAAUGACCUACAAUCAAGAGCAGGAACAUCUGAAAAAGUCCAUUGUCAGCGAGAUCAAAGCCGCUGCGGCCGCCGAGUCGGAGAGUGAGGAGGAAGCAGAGAAUGACGACUUCCUCGUUGCCAAGCCAAGAGAGAAGCCGGCCAAACAGCAAGUCGUGCUUGACGUGGAAGAUGCCGAGAAAGAUCCGGAAACGUUCUUGUCCAAUUUCAUGGUCUCGAGAGCCUGGGCAGCACCGACCGAUUCCAACCUACAUCCUUUCGAAUCUGAUGACGACGAGGAAGAACGAAGAGCAGACGAGUUUGAAGAGGCAUACAAUCUCAGAUUUGAAGACCCUGAAAAGUCCAACGAGAAGUUGCGCUCGCACGCCCGAGAUCUAGCAGCCAAGUAUUCGGUAAGAAGAGAAGAGGCAAACCCGAGACAGAAGAAGCGAGAAGCCGAAAAGGCGCGGAAGGAGGCCGAAAAGCAGCAACGCAGGGAAGAAAAGGCUCGGCUUCGAAAGCUGAAGAUCGAGGAGUUGGAGGAAAAAGUACGAAAGAUAAAAAAGGCCGCGGGAAUCAAAACCGACGACAUCCAACCCGAAGACUGGGCUCAUCUCGUGGACGAAGAUUGGGACGAUGCCCAAUGGGAAGCAGAAAUGCAGAAACGGUUCGGCGACGAGUAUUAUGCGGAAAAGGAGGUUGGAAGCGACGAAAGCGAAGCUGAGUCCGGCAACAAGAAGAAGAAAAUCCGCAAACCCAAGUUCGACGACGAUAUCGACAUCAAGGAUAUUGUGCCCGACUUCGACGAGUCAGAGAAGCCGGCAAUUGACCUCUCAGACCCAGAAGCAUCUGCUCCGACGGAGAAGAGCGGCAAGAAGCUGAAGGAAGACAAGAAGCGGGAUGCAAAGAAGGAGCGGAGGAUCAUCGAACAACUGGUCGAUAAGCAGCUGCAACUCGAAUUGGACAACUCGAUGUCGAAGAAGGUCGGCUUCAGAUACCGCGAGACAUCUCCCAAGAGUUUCGGUCUGACUGCCCGAGACAUUCUCCUGGCCGACGACAAGCAGUUGAACGAGUUUGUUGGCUUGAAGAAACUCGCUUCCUUCCGCGACCCCGAGAAGAAGCGGAAAGACCUCAAGCAUCUGGGGAAGAAGGCCAGACUGAGGAAAUGGCGUCAGGAGACUUUCGGUAGCGAGGAAGGGUUGCAGGCCAGUGAGUUGAUUCCUGCGCAACCUGACACAGAGCAGAAGCCGGACGGUGAAGACGUCGAGGUGGAUAUCCGAACUAAGGGGAAGAAGAAGCGGAGAAGGAAGAACAAGAAGGGAACUGUCGAUGGCGAGGCUGUGGCUUGA